Molecule: messenger RNA, 998 nt
Organism: Temnothorax curvispinosus
Lineage: Eukaryota; Metazoa; Arthropoda; Insecta; Hymenoptera; Formicidae
Product: CLIP domain-containing serine protease 2-like
Exons: 5
Coding region: 8-922 (304 amino acids)
Biological process (GO): proteolysis
Molecular function (GO): serine-type endopeptidase activity
Source: RefSeq, a predicted model, not a curated record
AGACAGAAUGCGACUCUCACUGUCUUGUAUGCUUGUAUUUUCGUGCAAUAUUUCCAUAGUGUUCUCCAUGAUCGAUGUAACGAAACAUCCUAGCUGGUCACUGUUGGAGCACAAUAACUGUGGUAAUUCCAACAGCGAUCGCAUUAUCGGCGGCAAAAAUGCGAGCCUCGGCGCAUAUCCUUGGAUCGCGAGAAUAGGAUACAGCAUGCCUAACGCGCCUGGCACAUUAAGCUACAGAUGUGGCGGCACGAUCAUUAAUCGACAAUACAUAGUCACGGCUGCCCAUUGCGUGGUAAAUCUACCCGAAAAUUUCAAGGUGGGUGGAAUUUGUUUGGGCGAGCACAACACCCUGACUGAUCCUGACUGCGAGCAGGGAUAUUGCGCGGAGCCAGUGCAGGAUUUCUUGCCCGAAUCAGUAAUUGUUCACAAGGAUUACAACAAUCCGAUGUACAAGAAUGACAUAGCGAUAGUGCGGUUGAACAAGCCAGUGGUUUACAACGAGCACGUGAGGCCAAUUUGCAUGAUGAGUGGCAAACUCCUCAAAAAGAACUUUAUCGGCGAGACGGCAGAAGUCGCCGGUUGGGGAAUUUACGAUAUCAAUGAUCCGAAGCCUAGCACGAUCUUGCAGACGGUCAAGCUGCCGGUCGUCGAGAUGGAUAGAUGUGUGAUGGCUUUCAGAAGUUAUGCGGAUGUAUCGGAGAACCAGCAGAUGUGCGUGGGCGGCGUCCCGGGUCAGGAUUCCUGCGGCGGUGAUAGCGGCGGGCCCCUGAUGAAAGUGGAGAGCCUGGACGGGUCUCCGAAAUAUUACUUCAUCGGCAUCGUUUCCUUCGGUACAAAGUCCUGCGGUGCCUCCAAGACGCCUGCCGUUUAUAGCAGGAUCGCCGCAUAUACUACGUGGAUCUUGAACAACAUGGUCCCAUGAAGAUAUUCAGAUAGCGCUCUAAUUGUAGAGAAAACAAAACUAUAAUCUACUUGAUAAAUCUUUUAUUUUAUCGAGA